UUUAAAGCUUCCAUCUUCACCUUCUCUCUCUCUCUCUCUCUCUCUCCCCUCUCUCUCUCUGACGCAGAAUACUCCUUUGUGUUGUGCAACGUAUUCAGACACAUCUCAUAGAAAGACAGAAGAACACCAAACUAGGGUUAUUUUCAUAUAAAUUUUGAAGAGAGAUUUCGAAUAAAAACAAUUAUUAAAUUUGAUGGGUUCUUUUGGAGAUGAAACGACGACGAAGAAGAAGGCGACGUGGGUAUACCCUAAAGUUUUAGGGCAUAACCCUCGAGAGAGAUGGGGUCAUUCUGCUUGCUAUUCUAACGGCCUGCUUUACAUCUUCGGGGGAUGUUGCGGCGGUUUACAUUUUAGCGAGGUCAUAACGCUGAACCUCCGUACAAUGACGUGGACCGCGUUUGCGACCACAGGACGCCGUCCGGGACCGCGCGACAGCCAUACCGCGGUUCUUGUGAGAAACAAAAUGAUCGUCUUCGGAGGCACGAACGGUUCGCACAAAGUGAACGACCUUCACGUUCUUGAUUUGGUCUCAAGAGAGUGGUCGACGCCAAAUUACCUCGGUACCCCUCCUUCGCCGAGGGAAAGCCACACGGCCACGGUGGUGGGGGAGGACAAAAUGGUCAUUUUCGGUGGCAGCGGCGAAGGCGAAGGGAAUUACCUCAACGAUUUGCAUGUUCUUGAUCUUGGGACGAUGACAUGGACUUGUCCCGAGGGUGUGAGAGGUGAUUGGCCUGUCCCGAGGGACAGUCACAGCUCUGUCGCGGUAGCGAAGAAGCUCAUCGUUUAUGGAGGGGACUCGGGUGAUCGGUACCAUGGAGAUGUCGACGUUUUCGACAUGGAUACACUCACAUGGUCGAGGCUUUUGGUUGAUGGAAGUUCUCCGGGUGCUCGAGCUGGUCAUGCUUCUCUAACCAUCGGAUCAAAGGUUUAUAUUAUUGGAGGUGUUGGGGACAAGCAUUACUACAACGAUGUCUGGGUUCUAGACAUGUCCGGGAAUUGUUCUUGGACCUGUCUCAACGUUGGAGGCCAGAAACCGCAAGGCCGGUUUUCUCACGCAGCAGUCUCAACCACCGGUUCAGACAUUACAAUCUACGGCGGAUGCGGGGAGGACGAGCGUCCUCUAAACGAAUUGUUGGUGCUGAAGCUCGAGAAAGAUGAACAUAACGAUCCCCAUAACAUCUCUACACGUAAGCUGUUCAAUACCAACCAUUGGAGCAAAGAUCAUAGAAGAUACCUCCGAGACCGAGGCGAAGAUAUUAGAGAACUGCAGUCCUUUGGGUUUAACUCAGAUAUGCAUCAUAAAAAGAGGAGGAGGAUGUCUAAUUCAAAGGUCUGCAACAUCGAAUCAGAUCAAGAGGGUCGUUCUCUUUCGCUCUUGUCUAAACAUUCAGCGCCUUUGCGGUGUGAGCGCGACUACAUUCCGAUCCAAAGGCAUCAAGAAACCUCCGUUCGGGUUCCGAGUUUCAAUAUCUGGAAGCAAUUCCGCCGAAGUCACAACAACAAUCUCACGUCAUUACGUCAAAGCCAAGAGCAUUGCCCGAUGCAAAACGUUCAGCACAUUCCAACGUUCUGUAAAGCUUCGGAUUCAAAGACUUCAAAGGAUUUGAUUGGAGCCAAUGUUGUCGGAAAAGUCGAUGGAACCUUCGACUCCGGUUUACUUAUGACGGCCGUCGUGGACGGAAAGAUUUUCCGAGGAAUUCUGUUCUCGCCGGGAUCUGGGAUUGGUCCUCAAUUGCCGUUCACGAGCCCAAUCGUGGUGGCUCAGGCGGCGGCGAAGCCGUUGAAUUCAUCAUCAUCGCCGGCGGCAAACCCGAGAAGAAGCGACCUUGAAGGCGUUGUCCUGACGUUAGGCGGUCCCGGAGAUAUGCACAUGAAUGAGUAAGAAGAUUAGAAUAAUGUGUAUAUUUAUUAUAAUUGUAUAAAUGAAAUAUAUAACUGAAAAGAGUAAGCAGAUCCCCAAUCUUACGUGUGAGAGGGUUUCAUGUUG
This is a messenger RNA of Tarenaya hassleriana, 1987 nucleotides long. RefSeq names its product acyl-CoA-binding domain-containing protein 4-like. The transcript is spliced from 8 exons. Lineage: Eukaryota; Viridiplantae; Streptophyta; Magnoliopsida; Brassicales; Cleomaceae. Gene Ontology annotation, molecular function: protein binding. The record is from RefSeq and is a predicted model, not a curated record. Bases 194 to 1882 code for a protein of 562 amino acids.